UAUUUGUAUAUAUUCCAUCUGUUCGUUAUCUCUCUAUCCAUCAAUUUCUUGUGUCUAAAAAUCUUAAAUCCCAAAAAACCCCCCAGCCAUGUCCAUGGCUUCUCUAUCAGCCGACCUGGCUACCACCAUCCUUGGCUUCUCGUAUCGACGCCCCAAUUCGCUUUCUCGGCUCCAAGCCACACUGCUUUUCCCUAAUCUCUGGAGACCCAAGUCGCUCCAUUUCCAAUCCCAAACUUUAAGCUACCACUCCAAGCCGUUUCGCUCGAGUCUCGUCGCCGUCGACUUCUCCAAGCCCAAGAGAGGUUCGAGAAGGUUCACAGUCGCUUCCACGGCCACAACGACGUCGCAGAGUGAAAGUUCUGAUGUUUCCACCACCAAGAUUCCUCGUGAUGAUCGUAUUCCUGCUACCAUUAUCACCGGCUUCUUGGGCUCUGGGAAGACAACGUUGCUUAACCAUAUAUUGACAGCCGAGCAUGGGAAGCGAAUUGCAGUUAUUGAGAAUGAGUAUGGUGAGGUAGACAUUGAUGGGUCUCUGGUUGCGGCAAAAACUACUGGAGCCGAAGAUAUUGUUAUGCUGAAUAAUGGCUGUCUUUGCUGCACUGUGAGGGGUGACCUUGUGAGGAUGAUUUCAGAAUUAGUUAAUAAAAAGAAAGGGAAAUUUGAUCAUAUCGUUAUAGAGACCACAGGAUUGGCAAACCCAGCACCCAUCAUUCAGACAUUUUAUGCUGAAGACAACAUAUUUAAUGAUGUCAAGUUAGAUGGUGUUGUCACUUUGGUUGAUGCUAAACAUGCUGGAUUUCAUCUGGAUGAAGUUAAGCCAAAAGGAGUAGUAAAUGAAGCAGUAGAGCAGAUUGCUUAUGCUGAUCGUAUUAUUGUAAAUAAGACUGAUCUUGUUGGGGAGCCAGAUAUCGCUUCAUUGGUCCAACGGAUAAGGAACAUCAAUCACAUGGCUCAACUGAAGCGGACAAAGUUUGGAAAAGUUGACUUGGAUUAUGUUCUUGGCAUUGGAGGCUUUGAUUUGGAGAGGAUAGAUAGUGCUAUUGAUACUGACAGUGCAAAGGAAGAUAGCCAUGAUCAUCAUGAUCAUGAACAUGACCAUGAACAUCAUCACCAUCAUCAUGACGAUCACAAGCAUGAACAUCAUGAUGGCCACCACUCCCAUGACCACACUCAUGAUCCUGGUGUUUCUUCUGUCUGCAUAGUUUGCGAAGGGAGCUUAGAUCUUGAGAAGGCUAAUAUAUGGCUUGGUACACUAUUGUUGGAACGGAGUGAGGAUAUAUACCGUAUGAAAGGCCUUUUAUCUGUUCAGGGUAUGGACGAGAGAUUUGUGUUCCAGGGAGUGCAUGACAUAUUUCAAGGUUCACCUGAUCGGUUGUGGGGUAAAGAUGAACCAAGGGUAAACAAGAUUGUUUUCAUAGGGAAGAAUUUGGAUGCACAAGAAUUAGAAAAGGGUUUUAAAGGCUGUUUACUGUGAUAGUUGAAUUGUCACUGUGUCUCUCUUUCCCUCACAAAAUUGAGAAUGAACAUUAUUACAAUAUAUAUAAUCUGAUUAGUAUAAUAUGUAUGACUGUGAAUUGAUAAUCACCAACAAUUUUUCCAGCUGUCU
Messenger RNA from Ziziphus jujuba (common jujube), 1606 nucleotides. RefSeq lists its product as uncharacterized. The record is from RefSeq and is a predicted model, not a curated record. The transcript is spliced from 10 exons. Bases 89 to 1474 code for a protein of 461 amino acids. NCBI's taxonomy places the organism in Eukaryota, Viridiplantae, Streptophyta, Magnoliopsida, Rosales, Rhamnaceae. Gene Ontology annotation, cellular component: cytoplasm.